Messenger RNA from Ruditapes philippinarum (Manila clam), 995 nucleotides. Its product is annotated as ficolin-2-like. Lineage: Eukaryota; Metazoa; Mollusca; Bivalvia; Venerida; Veneridae. Bases 98 to 583 code for a protein of 161 amino acids. The transcript has a single exon. The record is from RefSeq and is a predicted model, not a curated record.
AAAUGACUGUCUUUCACUUUUUGAAAGAGGAUCGACAGAAGAUGGUUUAUAUACAAUACAACCCCUCAUAGGUUUAAACAUACAAACAUGGUGCGAUAUGAAAAAUGGUGGAUGGACAGUUAUACAACGUCGACUGGAUGGGUCAGAGAAUUUCUACAGAACAUGGACAGAUUAUGUUUGUGGAUUCGGUAACAAAUCUGGAGAGUACUGGCUUGGCCUUGAGAAUAUAUAUCGGCUUACUACUGUAAACAGUUCUUUGAAAAUUGAAAUGGAAGCAUCUGAAGACGUAUCAUCCACACAUGCUAAUGCCCAGUAUGACACUUUUAGAGUUGACGACAAAGAUUCAAAUUUUAGAUUGCAUGUAAGUGGUUUCUCCGGAAAUUAUGGUGAUGGUCUUAAUUACCAUGAUGAAAAUAUGUUUACUACGAAAGAUAGGGAUAACGACGAAUCAGAAGACAACUGCGCUCAAACAUACAAAGGUGCAUGGUGGUAUAAAGUUUGUCAUGCUAGCAAUUUGAAUGGUUUGUACUUAUCAGGGAAUCACUCUUCGCACGGCAAGGGGGUAACCUGGUACCAUUGUUAGGAUCAUAGUUUUUCUAUUCGCAGUGUAGUAAUGAAGGUUAAAAGAAAUUUCCCUUAACACUUCAACGACGGCAAAUGCGAUACUGUACUAAAGUUUUGACAUAUUUAUUACGAUACUGGAAAGAACAAAACAAAAAAAGCUUAACAUUACUUAUCGGUUAACAAAAGAAGUGAUAUGGUAAGAUUCGUCUCGGUACGAAAAUGUCGACUACAUGGACAUGGUAUAUAAUUUUUAGUGUAGCAAAAAUGUGUACUUAAUCUGUCGAUGUUUGUAUCUUUUUCACAGUAGUUUAUUUUAAUUUAAUUCAGCUGAUAGAAUAGUUAAGCUGAAAAUAAUGAACGUGUAUUGACAAAAUCCAUUUUCGAAAUUUCGUGAUUCAGGUAAUCAUUCCAGAAUAAAGUGCAGCACUAAA